Molecule: messenger RNA, 1841 nt
Organism: Panicum hallii
Lineage: Eukaryota; Viridiplantae; Streptophyta; Magnoliopsida; Poales; Poaceae
Product: putative receptor-like protein kinase At4g00960
Exons: 9
Coding region: 180-1523 (447 amino acids)
Biological process (GO): protein phosphorylation; cell surface receptor signaling pathway
Molecular function (GO): protein kinase activity; ATP binding
Source: RefSeq, a predicted model, not a curated record
CUUGGGCUAGGCUUGCUAGCAGUGAUAGUUGGUGCUGAUCCAGCGCACUGAAGGCCGGCCGGCCUCCGCCCGCUCUGUGCCGGGCCGCCGCGCCGGCAAGGAGGAAGAGGGUCAGACGGAAUUGAAGGCAAGAAAGUCAAUAAGCAGGUUAUCUUGGUCAACGGCGCCGCAAGAGCAAGAUGGCCGGUAUCGCGUUCAGCAGCGUGGAGAAGAUCAUCAAAGUCGCUGCCAAGAUCAAGGAGGCUGUCGACACGGUUAAGCAGAACAAGGAGGAGUGCGACGACAUCGAGAGGUGCGUCGCCCGGGUUGUCGAAAUCCUCCAGCAGCUUGAUCAGACGACGGUGAACCCAGCCAUGGGCGGCACCCUGGUGGAUCUGGCGAAGAGCGUCGACAAGGCCCUCGGCCUCGUCAAGGAGUGCCAGCGGAAGCACAUCAUUCCCCAUCUCUGGGGGGCCAGCAGCAUGGCCAAGAAGCUGGGUAGGGUGCAGAACGAUAUAGCGAGGAAACUUCUGAUGGGGAACUUCGCCACCAAUGUCAGCAUGUUUCGGACUCUGCAUCCACAGGAUGCAGGAGCCGGUACAAUCUCACAUGGUCAUUUGACUCGUGAUGCUAGACCUGAAGUAAUGAACAGCCAGAAAGGGAAGACCACAGUAGUAGCGACAGUAAGCAGGGUGCAGUCUGAUCCCUUGUCUGGCAUAAAAAAAUUCAGUUUCUCUCAGUUGGAGGAGGCUACAAAUGGCUUUUCACAUGUUCUUGGAAGAGGUGGCUUUGGUAUUGUCUACAAGGGUGUAUUGCACGACGGACAAGAUGUUGCCAUCAAGAAAUUAUUAAUCUCUGGUGAUUUUCCAGAGAGGAGCCUGGAUCAUGAGCUUAAUAUUGGCGCAAAGCUUCAGAACAAAAAUGUAGUUAAACUUCUAGGAUAUUGCCUCCACACAGAAAUGGAAGAAUACUUUUUGGUCCAAGAAUAUAUGCCUGAAGGAAGCUUGAAAAGGAUUAUCAAUGCCUCUGGACUUGAUUGGCCUUCCUGUUUCCAGAUAAUUCAGGGGAUAGCACGGGGCCUACAUUACCUACACAAGCAACGCGUUCUCUAUAUGGAUUUGAAGCCAGCCAACAUUCUCUUUAAUUCAAAAAUGAAUCCUGUGAUAAUUGAUUUUGGAUUAUCUGUAGUGCUGGAUGGUGAUGAUGAUGAGAUCACUUGGAAUUCCGUAGCAGGCACAAUGGGAUAUAUUGCUCCAGAAAAAAUUACGCGAGCUAAGAUAUCGAUGAAGUCUGACGUGUUUUCUUUUGGAGUCAUCCUUAUUGAGAUCAUUACCGGGAGGAGAGUUACACCUUCCAGUGAUAUACCAGAAUGGGGUUCACUUGAGAUGAUUAGAGCAUUUAAUGGUUUAUUUGAUCCGGCAUUGGUUGAUGAAUCCAAGCUGGUGGAGAUUAACAAGUGCAGAGAGGUAGGAUUGAUGUGCAUUGAGUGGGAUCCAAAAGAUCGACCUACCAUGGCUGAGGUUCUUGAAUUGCUAAACAGCUAGGUUGAGUUGCCGGCCUCAUAGAACCCCGGAUGCAACAAUUGGAGUGUCUGAUCAGACAGAUCGAUAGUGCUGUACGUGCUGCCCAUCAUGGACGCAUAGCCUUCAAUUUGCUUCAUGAUCGCUUUUGCUUUUGUGGCAUUCUCUUAGCCGUGUGGUAUUAUAAUCGCGGGUCUGUGUGUGCAACUAUGUAAAGGAUUGUGAUUUUUUGAGGUCCUGAAGUCAGUAAUGUCAUGUACACAGAGGAACGAGUAUCCAACUUGUACAUUGCACAUCAUGAUGAACAACAUAUGUUGCGAAGUAUACGUGAGAAAAUUAAAA